AGGACCAGUUGCUUCUUACAUUUGCUUCUGAUACUGUUGUGUUGACUUGCAACCUCAGAAACAGACACCAUGGUGCACCUUACUGACGCUGAGAAGGCUGCUGUUUCCGGCCUGUGGGGAAAGGUGAAUGCCGAUGAAGUUGGCGGCGAGGCCCUGGGCAGGCUGCUGGUUGUCUACCCUUGGACCCAGAGGUACUUUGAUAGCUUUGGAGACCUAUCCUCUGCCUCUGCUAUCAUGGGCAACCCCAAGGUGAAGGCCCACGGCAAGAAGGUGAUAAACGCCUUCAAUGACGGACUGAAACACCUGGACAACCUCAAGGGCACCUUUGCCAGCCUCAGUGAGCUCCACUGUGACAAGCUGCAUGUGGAUCCUGAGAACUUCAGGCUCCUGGGCAAUAUGAUCGUGAUUGUGCUGGGCCACCACCUGGGCAAGGAUUUCACCCCCUGUGCACAGGCUGCCUUCCAGAAGGUGGUGGCUGGAGUGGCCAAUGCCCUGGCUCACAAGUACCACUAAGCCCCCUUCCUGCUGUUGUCUAUGCACAAAGGUUAUAUGUCCCCUAGAGAACAACUGUCAAUUGUGGGGAAAAUGAUGAAGGCCUUUGGACAUCUAGCUUUUACCUAAUAAAUGAUAUUUAUUGUCAUCUCCA
Molecule: messenger RNA, 646 nt
Organism: Mastomys coucha (southern multimammate mouse)
Lineage: Eukaryota; Metazoa; Chordata; Mammalia; Rodentia; Muridae
Product: hemoglobin subunit beta-1
Exons: 3
Coding region: 70-513 (147 amino acids)
Biological process (GO): hydrogen peroxide catabolic process; oxygen transport
Cellular component (GO): blood microparticle; haptoglobin-hemoglobin complex; hemoglobin complex
Molecular function (GO): peroxidase activity; oxygen carrier activity; hemoglobin alpha binding
Source: RefSeq, a predicted model, not a curated record